CCAAAACCGAUUCUUCGAACUUUUCCCACCCCUCUCUCUCCACCCAACCCCGCGUCCAGCUUGUCCACAUCCUGCUACACAGGCCACGAAGCGCGACAUCGACCUACAACAUGGAGCUGCAGGAAGUGCCGCAAAUCUUCACCGAUUGCAUCGACCUCGGCGGCUGUCUCACUCCGUCUCAACCGCCGGGCCAGGUCAUUUUUGACGGCGAUCGAGACGAGAGUGCCGAAGAUGACGGCAUCUCCUUAGCCCCGCCCAGCAACAUCAAACCAAGCCCCGACAGCGUGCAGUUAUUCGACGGAGCAUACCCACGUGAUAGCCUGGCCGAGGAAACGGGCUCCAUAGCAGGAAUGGCAAACCAAAUAGGCUUCUUUGUCGGGCCGGAGCUGGGUAUCCCAGGAAGCAGCCCCGAAGACAUGGGGGCGCCAACCCAAGUCUCCCCGACGACCCUGUUCCCGGGAUCCGGCAGGCAGAUCUACGACAACCGGUCCCUCUUCCAGCCAACGCCCAUCACCGGCAGCCAGUCGAGGGCCCCCACCACUCCGGAGAGACCCGAAACGCCGAGGAAGCCAAGGCCCAGAAAGGCCGGCGGACAAGGAAGCGGAGCAGGGGAAAAGAGGAGCAAAAUCCUGGAGCGAAACCGCGUAGCGGCCAGCAAGUGCCGCGAGAAGAAGAAGCGAUAUGUGGCGGAGCUGUUGGAGCGAUCCCUCUUCCUCGAGAAAGAACACAUGAGCCUGCUACAGCAGCGUGAUGUGGAGUUAGCGCAAGCCAACAACUGGAAGAAUGGGUUGAUGAUGCACGCGGACUGCGGGGACGAGAACAUCGAUCGGUGGAUUCGUCAGCUGGCUAGCAGGGUCGCCCAGACGAGGUACAACUGAGAGAGGAAAUGAAGUGGGGGAAGUGGGAAAGAAAGCAGGAAAAAAUAAAGAGAAAAAAAAAAAAAAAAAAGAACGGGAAAUGGAAGAAAAAAAGACGAAAAAGUGUUGGGCUUCGCGUCACGAUAUCACCCACCCAAAAGGGGGAAUGCUGCCCUUUC
Molecule: messenger RNA, 1036 nt
Organism: Thermothielavioides terrestris NRRL 8126
Lineage: Eukaryota; Fungi; Ascomycota; Sordariomycetes; Sordariales; Chaetomiaceae
Exons: 1
Coding region: 111-878 (255 amino acids)
Biological process (GO): regulation of transcription by RNA polymerase II
Molecular function (GO): RNA polymerase II cis-regulatory region sequence-specific DNA binding; DNA-binding transcription factor activity, RNA polymerase II-specific
Source: RefSeq, a predicted model, not a curated record